AUGAAGGCCGUCGUCUUCGAUGGACCCCGCAGCGUCUCCAUCCAAGACCGACCGGUGCCUCAGAUCCAGGACGAUGAAGACAUCAUUGUCAAAGUGAGCGCAACUGCUCUCUGUGGCUCCGAAUUACAUGUGUACCGUGGCCAUCAACCCUCUACGACGGGCUUCAUCAUGGGACACGAAUUCACGGGAACUGUCCGCCGUUUACCGCAUCAUGAAACAUCAGCGGCAAUCUCCAAAGCACCACCAUCCAUUUCAGAUGAGGCUUUAAUUCUCAUGGCUGAUAUCUUCCCCACUGGUUUCUUUGGAGUCAAAUCCGCACUCAGCCUUGCGCCUCCCACUCUCAAUAUCCAGGAAUCUACUCUGGUGGUGAUUGGAUGUGGCCCCGUUGGCUUGUGUGCAAUUGUUGCAGCGGCAGAGCAGAAACCCAAGCAUCUAUUUGCCAUUGACGGCGUAGAUAGCAGACUUGAACAGGCAAGACAACUUGGUGCCGAACCUCUAAACUUCCUCAGCGAUAAGGCGGGUAUGAUGGCGAGAAUCUUAGAAGCAACAGGAGGAAGAGGUGCCGACUUGGUCGUUGAAGUUGUCGGACUGUCGCCAGCAUUGAGGACUGCUUUUGACAUUGUCAGGCCUUUCGGUGUGAUUAGCAGCAUCGGUGUUCACAACGCAGAGAUUCCAUGGUCUGGAAGUGAGGCAUACGGAAAGAACAUCCGCCUGCAAAUGGGUAGAUGCCCUGUUCGGAGCAUCUUUUCCGAAGCUCUUGUCCUGCUUGAGAAGAAGCAGCAUCUGCUUGGUUUCAUGUUUGAAAAUAUCAUGCCACUCAACGAGGCUGUUCAAGGAUAUACUCUGUUUGAUGAGAUGAAGGUACAAAAGGUUGUCUUUAAGCCAUAG
This is a messenger RNA of Trichoderma breve, 888 nucleotides long. Its product is annotated as zinc-binding dehydrogenase domain-containing protein. The coding region runs from base 1 to 888 and encodes 295 amino acids. The transcript is spliced from 9 exons. Lineage: Eukaryota; Fungi; Ascomycota; Sordariomycetes; Hypocreales; Hypocreaceae. The record is from RefSeq and is a predicted model, not a curated record.